This is a messenger RNA of Pyrus x bretschneideri (Chinese white pear), 1412 nucleotides long. RefSeq lists its product as uncharacterized. NCBI's taxonomy places the organism in Eukaryota, Viridiplantae, Streptophyta, Magnoliopsida, Rosales, Rosaceae. Bases 66 to 1115 code for a protein of 349 amino acids. The transcript is spliced from 7 exons. Gene Ontology annotation, molecular function: RNA binding. The record is from RefSeq and is a predicted model, not a curated record. Gene Ontology annotation, biological process: tRNA modification.
AAAGUACAAACUUGGAAAUUCAAUCGAACUACAAAAGUGUGUCCAGUCUCUGAAGGCUCGAAAGAAUGGCAAUACCGGUGGCGGUGGCGGCGGCGGCGGCGGAAGUAGAAAGAGAGAAGAUGGAGUCGAGUAAGAAAGAGGAGAUGGCGCCAUGGGAGCAACACUCGACUGUAAUCAGCAUACCUCGCUUCGACUACAACGCCCCUUCUUCUCUUCUCCAACGCUCCCACUCCGGCUUCCUCAUUACCUGCCCCAUCAAGAGGGAGAAAAGCGCCACAAAAGAAGCAAUUUCCCUCCUUGCAAAGUAUGUUCAGUGCUUUAAUAGUUGCAGCUCAGAAGACAAUACCAGUUCGAAAAGAAGGAAGCUUUCGAAGGAGGAUAUUGAUGGCGAGUGCUGCAAUGGCAGUGGGGAAACCAAGGAUACUGCUACUGCUAACUCUGAGGAGGCUCAUGAUGAUCUUCAGGAGCGUACUCCUCGUUUGUCUCCUGCAAAGGUGGAUGCGGAAGGAGAUGCAAAUCCCCUUCUUUCGCUGGUUAAGUUGACAAAGAGUGGUCUGCUUCUCUUUACUUUUUGCAGAAACACUUCUCCUGACGUUGUAGAUACUGUAUCGAAAAUUAUUCAGGCUGUGGAAUCCAAGAGUGUUGGUUCACCCCUUUGGUGUAAUCGCAUUUUCCCUAUCCAAGCUACUUGUAGUUUGAAAGAGAAGGAACUGCAUGAAGUUGUAUCAAGGCUUGUUCUUCAAUUCGUGAACGAUAAUCAGAAGCUUGUGCGGCCCAUAAAGUUUGCAAUUGCAUAUAAUAGAAGAGGGAUAGAGACAGAACUGAAUAUUCCCAAAGAAUCUUCAAAUGCAACUGAUAUGCUGGACCGUGACAAAUGCUUUGCCGCAGUGGCUACUGCUGUCAAGGGUGUUGUAUCAGAUUCAGUGGUGGACCUCAAAUCUCCGGAACUCUGCGUUCUUCUUGAGCUACUUCCCCUUUCUGGUGUACCCAAAGAGUCGUUAGUGGUUGCUGUAUCAGUUCUUCCUCGACACAUUGUUAAUGCAAAGCCGAAACUAAGCAUCAAGGCACUGGUUUCCGAUACAAAAUUGAAGGGGAAAAGCAAUAAGAAGGAUUAAACAGUUUCAUGAGAUCCAACAAUACCCUGCGGACGGAGUUGUAAAGUUUUCUGAUAGUGAUGAUGAAAAUGAGAGGUCUGUAGCUGGUGUUAGAUAUGUUACAAAAUUCGAUCCAACUGAUUCAGCUGUUUGUUGUACCCUAACAGUCACCUCAGUUUUGUGUUUCGCUUUUCUGUGGCAGAGGUCUUUCUUUUCUUCAUUCGUCAUGUAUUCGUUCUUGUUUUUGAGUUUUAAAGGAUCCGUCUUAAUUCAUAUUUUGCAGACGUUGGUAUUUAUUCAUAUUGGCUAUUCGGUAGA